CUUGUGUGUGUUUUGAAAUUCUGCAGGUAGCUAUUGAGCUUUAUCUUAUCAUACCGAUAUUUGACAUUUAGCGAUAACUAUAACAUGUACGUUAGCUGAAGUAUUCGUAUUUUGUGGACAACAACCAGGCAGAAGACUCACCAGACGAUGUUUACGUUUCAAUAGGGAUUGCAAGGUGUCUAGUUCUAGUACUAGCAUAACAAAUGGUUAGCAACAACAGCACAUAGCUGUCGAAAGUGUGGUUGUUUAUUGUUUUAAUUCAUGGAUAAGUACAGCAGUGUAGAUAACACCAUGUGUGUAAGGACGUGACACCCAAACUCUGGGGUUGUUCAUGGGUUGCCAGUAGAUUACGAUACUACUCAAAUGAAGAAACCAUAUAUGACAAGUCGUAAUGAUGGUUCUCGUUAGAACAGCUUGGUACGUGAUGAGUACAUAAUCUUGAUGGUUAGCGUAAAUGGCAUUCAAUUAAGUUGCCAAAUGAAAGCCCCGUGAAAUGUUAGCAAAGGAGGUCUCUUUUCGAGUCGAGUUCAUGUGUAUCCCAGUACCCCUACUUCGCCGACAAUUCCGCGGUGGUAGGCAGCAAAAGCAUGGACGACUCGGACUUGGACUUUACGGACCUGUGCUCUCGGCUGCUCAAGAGAAAGGUCAGGAAGAAAGCCGGUGAGCAGCACGAACAGGGAAGAGAUGGAGAUGCCCAGUCUAAAGCAAGCGUCGCGGGCCCUUCUUGCCCAAAGCAGACCAAGAAGACAACGAGCCAGCCAAAGAAAAGGACUAAGAAAGAUGGUUCAUCAGAACGCGUUGUGGUCGGGAAGACAAGCACGGAGCCUCGGACAGCGGUGCAGGUGCGAGCGAAUAUACCAACAGAGAAUGGAACAGAGGUGCAGCCACAGACGUCAACCCAGACAAGUGAGCCAGGAAGCGUCAAGGAGACUGUGUUGAGACGGAUGCAGAAGUUCAGACGGGUGGACCCUCAAAAGAUCCAGCAUGCUGACAGUAACAGCAUCACCACCACAUCCACAGAACCAGAAUGUCCUCCACCACCACCCCCUCCUCCAGCCCAAAACAAUAAAGAGCUGUCUCUGGACGAGCGGCUGGCUCUGCGUCUGCAGCAGGAGCUAGACAGGGAGUAUGAGGAGGAGGCGCGAGCUCGGGCGGCGGCCCAGGGGAGCACCGGGGGAGGUGGGGGAGGAGGAGGAGGAGGAGGAGGAGAAGGAGGGGUGGUGGUGGAUUUGGACCAGGGGGGGCUCUUCUUCUGCCAGCUCUGUUUCAGGGACCUGUCGGCCAUGACGCACCAGCUCCGCACCCAACACAUCAACCGGUGUCUGGAUCAGAGCGAGUGCCAGGCAGCUCCGGCUCCAGCGCCGGCUCCGGCUCGCCCCUCCGUGCCCGAGUGCCCCAUCUGUGGGAAGGGGUUCAAGUCCCACAAGAGCCGCUCGGCCCACCUGAAGAAGUGCUCGGCCGACAUGGGCGUGCCCCCGGCGGUCCUCCUCCAGGCCAUCCAGAGACAGGCCAGCGAAGCCGUCGUGACUGCUGAAGGCGCCACUGAACAAUCGAACCCAGCUGGUGGUGGUGGUGGUCCAAAGAGGAGGAACCCCUCAGACCCCACCCAGCCCGCCAGGAAGAGGGCCAAGAAGAAGCCCACGGCCCCUCUGGACGAGGACACCAUGGUGGCCCUGGCUCUCUCCCGCUCCCUGCUGGACCAGGGGACGGGGGACGCGGCGACGGGAGAAGAGCGGGUCGCCACCACAGCUGCCAUGCAAGUCAUGGAGGUCAAAGGAGCUGAAGCGCCCCAGUCGUCGGUUGGUGCAAAGCUACAGUGGGUCCCAGCAGCACCAGCAGGUAAUAAAGGAAAGAGGAGGAAGAAAGGCACCCCGGCCGGCCCUCCCCCUCUCCUCCUCCGCCAAGACCCAGAGGAGGCCCUGAGGCGCCUGCAGGAGCGCGUCUCCCUCCUGCUCCUGCGCUCCCGCACCCCCUCGCCUCCUCCCACCCCCACGCUGGCCCCCAGCACCCUCUCCUGCGGGGCAGUGGGAAAGCAGCAGCAGCAGCAGCAGCAGCAGAAGGAGGAGGAGGAGGAGGGGGGUGCUGGAGGAGGAGAUGGUUCGAACCAGGUCACGACUUUUGCUGCUUCUGCUGCUCCACUGUGGUACAAGACUGCCCUGCCUGCCGGUUAUGGGCAUGAUGUUAUGGAGUUUUACACGCCAGAGCUGAAUGCCUACAUUCAACCCUACGUUAGCCCACAGAGUGAUCUACCUCCAGCCGUAACACCUCAUCUGAUGAGGUCUCGGGCCACCCCGUCUUCUUCUCAGGAGCUCCGUGCUGCUGCCAGCCCCUCUCAGCCCCAGUCCCAGCCCCAGCCCCAGCCCAUGUCCCACUCCCCCACCCCUUCUCCUGGUGCUCCAGCUGCUGCUGGCGGCACCCCUACUCCCCUGCUGGCCAGCCAGGCGGUGCAGGACCUGCUGGAGCUGGGGGAGAGGGGCCUGAACCUGGCCGGAGACACACACCACGGUACACCUCAUGCUGCGUCACCCAGCCAGACAAGUGGAUUUGCCAAUCCAGACGCCAAUACCCAUGCUAAGCCUACCAAUAUGUCGAGUCUGAGCAGACUGUCGUCCGACCUGAGCUCCAUGGUGAAUAACCCCCAGCUAAGUGAUGUCCAGCUGCAGGUGGACAGUGGAGAGGUCCUCUUCGCCCACUCCUUCAUGCUCUAUGCACGCUGCCCUCUGCUGGCCGAACAGGUGCAUGCCAGUGGGUUCGGCGUGUGCGAGGAGGAGGGCAUGCCGGCUGCCCAGAGGGUGCUGCUGGGUGAAGUGCCAGCCCAGGCCGUGGUGCUGCUGCUCCAACAUCUCUACGCCGCCCGCUGCCCCCUCACGCCCAGCCUGGCACACCACGUACACGAGCUGGCUAACAGGUUUGACGUGCCAGAGCUGAUGCAGGAGUGUGAACUAUACCUGCAUGGGCUGGAGAGAGAGGCAGGAGGAGGGGGCGUUUCUUGGGUCGAUGAUGACACUGCCCUGGCACCGGAGGAGCCUGUAGAAGGGGCCGAAGAACAACGAGACGACACCCAAGCUCAUCAGAACUUCCUGGAGCUCCUACGCUCCAUGUGGAGCUCAGACAACGAGGAAGAGGAGGACGGGGAUGAAGAGAAGCAGCGAGGAGGGGGAAGGGUUGAGGGGUUGGAGGGGACGGGGAACGAGGGAGGAGAGGAGAACGGUGGAGGAGAGGAGGAGGAGGAGGAUGAGGAGGAGAGGGUGGAUGAGGAUGAGCUGGAUGAGAUCUACGAGUUUGCGGCGACGCAGAGGAGAGGGGGAGAGUCUGGGUUCAGGCCUGACGCGGAGAGCCUGGAAGAGGAAGAAGAUGACGAAGAACAGGAGGAGGAGGAGGAGGAGGAGGAGGAAUUGGUGAGGGUUUCAGAGGAAGAUGGAAUGAUAUAUGUUGGAGUGGAGGAAGAAAAAAGCAGUGAGGGACGAAGGGUGUGUGAGAUGGAGAGAGGCACGGCCCCAGUUGGUGAACCAGCACAGGAAACCAUCGCCACUGCAACGAGUGAGCAUCUCGCUAAUAGUCCCCCACCAGACAAGUUUAGUUCUCGUCACGCAGACGGCUUCAAUCCUGUGGAGACCCAUGGGUGUACACCAGAGCAGGACAAGAUGGAGGUUGAGCAGCCUCAAGAGCCCAUGCCAACACCCACAGGCGCCAACAUGGACGACAGCUUCGACCACCUCUUCUCUCAGUCGUGGGGGGAGUACGGCGAACCGUCUCCCACCCCAGCAGCAGUCCCAGUCCAAGCCCCAGCAUCCCCUACACAGCGUAGCCGGAUUCCGUCCCGACCCGAGUCGGUGAUUGGGGUCAUUGACCUGUCCAUCAGCCCUACCCCACCCUUCUGUGACACCUCACUUCCUGUGGCUGGCCUGUCCCCUGAAAAGACUAUUUCACGUGGCCGGCAGAUACUCGGGAUUUCCUCCUCCACAGAGAUGAAUAAACCGCCUCCGAGUCAAAGGCUUAGGAUGUCUCCGGAAUUUAGUGCUACUUCACGUGGAAGUCAAAAACACUCCUCUUCAGAUGCCAGUCAAAACCGCUCCAAGUCUCCGGAGUUGAGUGUCUCGCAAAGGAGUCAAAGCCAAAGGACAUCUGCUGAGUUAGCAGAUGCACAUCAUCAGAGUCAAAGCCGUAGGGUGUCUACAGACUUAAACAUGCAGAGUCAAAGCCGUAGGGUGUGUACAGACUUAAACAUGCAGAGUCAAAGCCAAAGGACAUCUGCUGAGUUGGCAGAUGCACAUCAUCAGAGUCAAAGCCGUAGGAUGUCUACGGAGUUAAACAGGCAGAGUCAAAGCCAUAGCAAUUUCACGUCCCCAGAGUUCCCAAUCGUACAUCAAACUCAAAGGCCUGUGUUGUCUCUAAGGCUAAGGACGUCACAAGAACUCAGUGCCUUGUCUCAGCAGUCCAAUAGCCAAGGUCAUCAGCCCAACAUCGGAAGCCAAAGCCAGAGCUCCAAAGAAGUGGAGCUGAUCGUGCUGUCCGACUCCAGCAACGAGUCUCCGACAUGUUUGACUCCUUCUCCCCCACCACCACCACCAGAAGACAUGCCCAUCAUGUCCCCACUUGCUCUCCCUCUUGAGGGGGACUCUCCGGUCUAUACCUCCAUAAAGGACCGGGCACCGCCACCAAGCAAGGACAUCCUCUCCUCCAGCAGAACAUCGCAGCCUAAUAGCGAAGAUCCACGCCAUGGCCAACCAGCAGCAUCAGGCAGCGCCGUUAAGGCCAGUAUGUCUGACCUACCACCGGUGUCUGAGGCUGGGACUGAUGUCCACGAUCCUUCCCAUCAGGACCAGAGCCUGUUGGAUGGGUCGGCGGAGUUGUCCUGGCUGGUCCCGGCAACCCCGUACAUCUCCCACAACAGCAACAGGUCCCGCAGCAGCUCCACUCAGACAGAGAGCAGCAUGCGUCGCACACGCCUCUUCCAAGGGAUGGCGGAAUCAUCAUCACAGUCAUCAUCAUCAUCGUCAUCAUCAGCAGGAGCAGCAGCAGCAACAGACAAUGUUGAAGCUCCUUUAGGUUCCAAUAGCAUCAACUGCAAGGAAGAGCCUGAUACAGAGCACAUGCUGCCCAAUAAAAACCCUACUACCUCACAAAGCACUCUGGCUAAGUUUGACCACUCCAGACAGAGCAUUGUCAUCACUGGGGACGAGUCUCCAGUAUUUCUACCCCCCACAGCCCUCCCUAGUAGAAGGCGCCUUGGCUCAGCUAUUGACAUCACCCCUAGCGAUUCACUCCGAUGUUCCUCCGUGGAUUCACUUCAGGGCUCCUCCAAGCGGUUCCCGCAACCUCAGGUCAGCAGUACCCCUCUGCACUCCUUUAUGGGCUCUCCGGUCCUGUCCGACUCCUCGUUCUGCUCGAGGCGAGGGGAGAAGAACUGCCGUCGUGGGCAAGAGUUCUCCUCGAUGCAAGCGGAGGACAAGAAGAACCAGCGUCGGCAUGGGCAAGAUGUUGGGACUGCACCGAUAGUGGGAGGAGGUGGUUUGGAGUGGAGAGAUGACAACUCCCUGGAGAUGUCACAUCUUCAUCAUGACGUCACCUCACCCAGUCCUCCGAAGGACUCCAGGCAAAGGGGCAAAUCAGGUAGCUCUGAAAGGACUGAGGAUGUGAGUCAGUCUGAGAACUCCACAUCUAGAACAGGAAAGGAGGAUGCAAAUGAAGGAGAGAGAAGGGACACUGAGAUGAGUGAGACAGAGAUGGAGACGACCAGGGAUGGAGUGCAGGCUGCGGACCAACAAGAGCCGUCGCCUGAACAGAGCUUCAGCAACUACGACGAGCCCCCAAUGCCGUUUGAUGAACCGUCCAUGGCCUACGACGACCCUCCAAUGGCCUUUGAUGAACACCUGCUGGUCAGUCCCAACAACCAACCAGAUGCCUACGAUGAUGAACCACCAAUGGUGUGCGACGUCCACCCGGUCGCUCAUGACAACGACUGCGACGACGACAAUGACCUGCCUGGGUGCUAUGACGAACCCCCGAUGGCCUUCGAUGACUCGUGGGGCCUUGGGAUUGGGGACUGCGGUGGGAGCAGUAGUCUGCAGAACCCUCGUUUCAGCCUGCGCCUGGAGAGCAGCGGCGACGCCAGCCUCAGCCUCAACCAGGCAUCGGCUUCAGCUGCUUUACCGCCAUCUCAAGAGCCCCAGCCCAGUACCAGCACCAGCGUCCUGGACCCCAGGCUGUGGGACAGCUGGGCUGAGGAUGAGCAGGCGGAGGGGGAAAAGGAGGAGGCUCUUCCCCUUGCUCAGAGGAUGAGUGGGGUUGCCCCAGCGAAGAGAGUUGCCCAGCUGAGGACUCCUGUGGCAUCGAAGACGUCAGGUCCACUGGUGCCCAUCACUCCUUUGCCCCAUUACUCAGCCAUGAAGACACCAGCACUCAGGAAAAAACUCGAGAGUUUUGGUGUGCGUGCCCUCCCCAAGCCGCAGAUGGUGAUGAAGCUGAAGGAGAUCUACCACUACACCCAUCAGCUGGAGUCCUCAGACGAGGAAGAGCAACAGGCCCAGGCUUCCAAAAAGGCUCCACCACACUCCUCCAGGCCUGGACCCCGGCCUGCCACCUCUCCUCCUCCUCCUCCUCCUCCUCCCGGCCGCUCUUCCUGCACCAAGUCCCUGAGCUUCAAGGAGCCCAGAGCGCCCCCUACCGUCUCCCCCAGGAAACUGCAGCUCAGCCAGGACGAGGACGAGGAGGAGGACCAGGAGCCCUUGUCCCUGUCACAGAGCUCCACCACGUCCUCCAUGUCUGAGAGGUCCAACCCUGAGCUCCCUGCGGGUGACGACUCGUCUUCAGACAGUGACUGCGCCAUAACGGCGUCUCAGGCGCUGACCCUCAAGGCUGACAAGCUGGAGGCGGCACGCCGCUUCAUCCUGUCCGACCCGGAGCUGUACAGCCAGGUGUUGCAGUACAAGCCCCUGAUGCUGGUUGACGUGCACCGGAGACUGAAGGAGGCUGGCAUCAGGCUGGGGAAAACCAGGCUGCUGGACCUCCUCGACAGCCAGUGCGUCUCCGUCAGCACAAACAAUCCAGUGCUGAGGGACUCACGCGGGAGGAGGGGAAGGAGGAAGAAGAAGACCGCGGUUGGGGCUAAGAGGAGAGCAGCGGGGACCGCUGCAGCUGGAGCUGGGGAUGGGGCUGGGGGAGGUGAAGGGCGAGGUCGUGGAAGGGGAAGGGGGAGAGGGAGAGGCACGAGGAAGAGGGGUGGAGCGACCCAAGCUGCAAAUUCAGCCCCCGUUUUCUCAGGAGUUUGAAAAGAGGACGUCGGUCUGUGCAACACCCGUCUAUCACCAUCACCUCCUUCGCCCACGGCCAGGACACAAGUCCCCCUCCAUGCAGGAGGAAGAAGCCAGCGGUGCGGGGCCCAAGGAGGCAGCCAGGGGUGGUGCUGAAGGGGAUAGCAGUCGUGGGUGGGGGUGAGGAGUGAGCAAACAAGCUAAGCGGUCCAGGGUGCAAAUUGAGCCUCUUUGAAGUUUGAGGAGAGGAUUUCAGAGCAUCAACCUCACCAUGGCUAACCCCGGACAGAAGGUCCCCCCCCUCGCUGGAGGAAGAUGUCACCGUGAUCCAAGGUGCAAAUUGAGCCCCAUAGGAUAGGCGUUUAAAAAGAUGGAACUCGCAAAAAAUCGAAUCCAUUUGCCCAAGGGGUGGAUGGAAAUUGCAUCACCUCAGCCAAGUUGAGUCAGAAGGUCCCCUCAUGCAGGAGGGAAGACAGCGAUGGCAGUGACCAAGGGUGAGGGAGGCUGUUUGAGGAGCAGAUGGAGCUUGAGGACAGGGGACCAGUGCCAUGCAGAGGAAUAUGUUCAGAGUGUUGAUGAUGAAUUCAGCAAGUUGUUACAUGCCAUGGCACUGCUGUCCAGUGUUCACACUUUCAUUUGAAGAAGCUACCUGAUCGUGGUCCAAAGGGGAACAAAACUGUGCGUUUAUCUGACUCCAUUGAGGGGACCAUUUUGAUUUUUUGCUGCACAUAUUUGUUGUUUUUAUAUUCCGUUUGUACACUAAUCGUCUUUCCUAUGUGAAUAUUUAUUUAAUUGAAUAAGUUGUGCAAAACUUUUCAGUGAGAAUAAUGAAAUUAAAAAGAGAGCCUGCUUUUUUAAA
Engraulis encrasicolus (European anchovy) is the source of this 8112-nucleotide messenger RNA. RefSeq names its product SLX4 structure-specific endonuclease subunit homolog (S. cerevisiae) (gene slx4). The transcript is spliced from 16 exons. Gene Ontology annotation, molecular function: protein binding. Lineage: Eukaryota; Metazoa; Chordata; Actinopteri; Clupeiformes; Engraulidae. The record is from RefSeq and is a predicted model, not a curated record. Gene Ontology annotation, cellular component: nucleus; Slx1-Slx4 complex. Gene Ontology annotation, biological process: DNA repair; DNA replication; resolution of meiotic recombination intermediates. The coding region runs from base 588 to 7271 and encodes 2227 amino acids.